Molecule: messenger RNA, 423 nt
Organism: Puccinia triticina
Lineage: Eukaryota; Fungi; Basidiomycota; Pucciniomycetes; Pucciniales; Pucciniaceae
Exons: 3
Coding region: 1-423 (140 amino acids)
Source: RefSeq, a predicted model, not a curated record
AUGCCUGAGAAGAAAGCCCUUGGCGUUGAGGAUGAGGAUGAUGGUAGGGAUACACCAGUCACCCAAUCUGGACUCCCCCCUGCCGGUGAAUCGGACGAGCUAGACACGACUGCGUCAGAAGCUGAGGACCCAGCUCCAGUUGCCGGUGAUCACUUGGUCCAAUUGAAGGAGCGCGGCCCCCCAGUUCAAUCACCAACCCACACAGGCACGCCGGACGGCCCUCUGGUGGGCUUGACUUCUGGGAGCACCUCCGUCCGAGCGGACUUUGCCACCCCUGCCACACCAAUCACCCCACAUGGCCCCGCCGAGCCCGCGCGUACCCGCGAGGAGGCAUCAGAUCCCAAAGACGCCACCUCUGACGAAUCUCAGCCAUCCCAUUCAGCCAUUCUGCAAUCCGAGGUCGCCCCCAGUCAGGAGUUUUAA